This is a messenger RNA of Talaromyces proteolyticus, 1539 nucleotides long. RefSeq names its product putative serine/threonine protein kinase. The transcript has 2 exons. Gene Ontology annotation, molecular function: ATP binding; protein serine/threonine kinase activity. Gene Ontology annotation, biological process: intracellular signal transduction; intracellular monoatomic cation homeostasis; protein phosphorylation. Bases 1 to 1539 code for a protein of 512 amino acids. Lineage: Eukaryota; Fungi; Ascomycota; Eurotiomycetes; Eurotiales; Trichocomaceae. The record is from RefSeq and is a predicted model, not a curated record.
AUGACUCCACCACCUGUGUCUCCUGUUCCUUCCUCCACCGUUUCUUCUAAAGCUCCAUCCACCGCGUCGACAGAUCACAGCGACAAUGGAGAGCAGCAGAUGACACGGGCCCUCGAGGACAUACGAAUCUCGGUCCCGCCGAAUGGCGAUGUCCUGCCCACCCCGCCUCAGCAAGCCAAGAUCGCAAAACCAUCAAUGGCCCAUCGUCUCACUCGAAUGUUUAGUGAACGGAAACCAACACCGCCAAUAUCAAAAGACUCGGAUGCUACUCGGGAUACUGGCUCUGAGUCCAGCUCUGACGGCCCCAAGCCGUCUAUGAAUGGCGCGGUCCGACCUUCCCCAGCUCAUCAACCACCCUCUCGUCAAACAUCCGUGAGCGAAAAACCGAGUGAUGGAGUCAAGGGUCGAGGUAAAGAAAAGGAUGCUCCAGUACAUAAGCGAUUCGAAAUGCUGGAUGGCACACAUAAGCACCAUCUCAAAGGCACCAAACGCCAAGAAAAACUGACGGGGCUGCUUCGAGAUAUGCUUGGUGCAGGGAAGAAGAAAGACGACCAUGUCGAUGACCAGCAAUUAUCCCUGGUGUCGAGUUGGGUCGACCAGCUGAAGAACGAACGUGACAAAUUGGCGCAAGACAAGAAAGGAGGGCCCAAUGCCACCGCGACAUUGGUAGAUAAAUACGGCAAGUGUCAGGAGAUUGUCGGCCGUGGCGCUUUCGGUAUCGUUCGGAUAUCUCACAAAGUCAAUCCAAAGGAUUCUCGGGUGGAACAAUUAUACGCAGUGAAGGAAUUCAGACGUCGACCUCAGGAAACAUCCAAGAAAUACCAGAAACGACUCACUUCUGAAUUUUGUAUCUCGUCGUCUUUGCGUCACCCCAACGUGAUCCACACUUUGGACCUUUUACAAGAUGCAAAGGGAGAUUAUUGCGAAGUGAUGGAGUACUGUGCGGGAGGCGAUCUCUACACUCUUGUAUUGGCUGCUGGCAAGCUUGAAGUCACCGAAGCGGAUUGCUUUUUCAAACAACUUAUGCGCGGUGUCGAAUACAUGCAUGAAAUGGGUGUCGCCCACCGUGACUUGAAGCCCGAAAAUCUCCUCCUGACAACCCAUGGUGCUCUCAAAAUAACUGAUUUUGGAAAUGGCGAAUGCUUCCGCAUGGCUUGGGAGAAAGAAGCGCACAUGACCGCCGGCUUGUGCGGAUCUGCCCCUUAUAUCGCACCAGAAGAAUACACCGACAAGGAAUUUGAUCCCCGGGCUGUCGAUCUCUGGGCAACAGGCGUCAUCUAUAUGGCAAUGAGAACUGGAAGGCAUCUAUGGCGAGUCGCUCGCAAAGACGAAGACGAGUUUUAUGAGCGCUAUUUGGAAGGUCGUAGGGACGAGGAUGGUUACGCGCCUAUUGAGACGCUGCACCGAGCUCGUUGUCGUAACGUGAUCUACUCCAUUCUUGAUCCCAAUCCUGGCCGACGUAUCACCGCAUCCCAGGUAUUAAAGUCCGAAUGGGUACGUGAGAUCAAGCUGUGCAAGGCUGGUGAAGAAGGCUACUGA